AUGAUUGAAACGGCUAUCGACGAAGAGAAGGUUGAUAGGGGCAAGGAAGGCCUUGUUGGUGGACGGCAGUGGUCAAAAGGAAGAGAGAAAGACUUUGGAAUUUAUACUAUUCUGGUGAUGAUGCCAAGUCUUCUCCCUGAUGCCCCCCAGUACCCUAGUGUGCACAAGGCCUUCAACAACACGGUAAUUCAAGAAGAGGAGACUACCGAGGUUCCCCAAGAUUAUGUCAACAGGAAGAAUCCUGCCAAGUCUCCCAAGAAGGCUCCCAAGAAGGCUCCCAAGAAGGUUCCCAAGAAGGUUCAGGUGAUGGACCAAGUGCAAUUUAUCGAACAAAAUGGGAAUCAGAAAUCAGAAGUUGUGGAAGAUAGUGUUGAUGAUGAAGCUGAAGGCUUCAUCCAGCAGAAGCGCAAGGGCUUUGAACUGUGCAAAUGGAAGACCUUCAAAUUGCCAUAG
Molecule: messenger RNA, 453 nt
Organism: Dovyalis caffra
Lineage: Eukaryota; Viridiplantae; Streptophyta; Magnoliopsida; Malpighiales; Salicaceae
Source: the annotation of a GenBank genome assembly